This is a messenger RNA of Arachis duranensis, 501 nucleotides long. RefSeq names its product putative expansin-B2. The record is from RefSeq and is a predicted model, not a curated record. The transcript is spliced from 3 exons. The coding region runs from base 1 to 501 and encodes 166 amino acids. NCBI's taxonomy places the organism in Eukaryota, Viridiplantae, Streptophyta, Magnoliopsida, Fabales, Fabaceae. Gene Ontology annotation, cellular component: extracellular region.
AUGAAGGUUCACACAUUUACUCUUGCAGUCCUUUGUUCUAUGCUUUUAAGCACUACUUGCUAUUGCAUCAACCCCAAAUUUUUCAACCCUUCAAAGGUUCCAAAUGAUGAAAAACCAUGGGACCAAACACAAGCUACAUGGUAUGGAACCCCCGACGGAGCUGGAUCAGAGAGUGGUGCAUGUAAAUAUGGUAAAACUGUGGAGAAUCCUCCCAUCUCUAAAUUGACGGCGGCUGUUGGCCAUUAUAUUUUCCGCCAGGGCUACGGAUGUGGUGCUUGUUAUGAGGUGAAAUGCACAGAUAAUCCAGCAUGUUCAGGGAAGCCAGUGACAGUGGUGGUAAGUGAUGAAUGCCCAUCGUGUUCAGGAUACCAUUUCAAUCUCAGUGGCGCCGCUUUUGCUUCCAUCGCAAAUCCAGGUCAACAAGAUACUCUUCGCAAACUUGGACAAGUCAACCUUCAAUACAGAAGGUAUAAUGCUUUGCAAAUAAUUUUUCCAAACUAA